CCCGUCUACCGGUACUCACACAGAUCGGCCACAUAUGUCUGCCCAGCUUCCCACUCGUACGAUCGGCGACACACAGGUCACCGCCGUCGGCUUCGGUGUAAUGGGCCUGUCUGUGGCCUACAGUAAGCCCUUGCCCGACGAAGAACGCUUGAAGCUCCUCGACACUGUCUACGAGCACGGCUGCACGAACUGGGACACGGCUGACGUCUACAGCGACAACGAAGAACUGCUCGGCAAGUGGUUCGCACGCACCGGCAAGCGAAGCGAGAUCUUCCUUGCGACCAAGUUCGGCUUCAAGUUCGGUACGAACACCAGUACCAUCGACGGCUCACCCGAGUACGUGCGCGAGAGGUUCGGAAGGUCGCUGCGUCUACUCGGCACGGAGUACGUCGACCUCCUCUACCUGCACCGUCCGGCCCUGGACACUCCCAUCGAGAUUACAGUUGGCGCCAUGGCUGAGCUCGUUAAGACGGGCAAGGUGCGGUAUCUCGGCCUGUCAGACUGCUCUGAGGCGACGCUCCGCCGCGCGCACGCCGUGCACCCGAUCGCGGCACUGCAGGUCGAGUACUCCCCAUUCACACUCGACAUCGAGGACGAGAAGAUCGGACUGUACAGGGCAUGCCAGGAGCUUGGCGUUGCCAUCGUCGUGUACGCCCCGCUCGCCCGCGGGCUCCUCACCGGCCAAUUCCAAUCACCCGACGACUUUGCGGAGGGUGACUUCCGACGAGCGAUUCCACGGUAUUCGCGCGAGAACUUCCCGAAGAUCCUCAAGCUCGUCGAGGAUUUGAAAGCGAUUGGCGCAAAGUACGGCGCGACGCCGAGUCAGGUGAUGCUUGCGUGGCUACUCGCACAGGCGGGCAACGUGAUCCCCAUCCCUGGCACCACCAAGGAGAAGUAUUUAAAAGAGAACCUGGCUGCGCUGAAUAUCAGGCUCUCGCCGGAAGACUUGCAGGAAGUGCGGAAGGUCGCAGAAGCGGCGAACGCAUCUUCCAUGGGAGCUCGUUACCCAGAGUUCAUGAUGAAGUUUGCGUAUGCAGACACGCCGGAGUUGCAAUGAAACAUCUUCGCCCCACUGAUUGCUGCAAACAUGUACAUCUAUGACAGACAUUCCGAUGAUAUCUCACCCCC
Phanerochaete carnosa HHB-10118-sp is the source of this 1128-nucleotide messenger RNA. RefSeq lists its product as uncharacterized. Gene Ontology annotation, cellular component: cytoplasm. The record is from RefSeq and is a predicted model, not a curated record. The transcript has 5 exons. Lineage: Eukaryota; Fungi; Basidiomycota; Agaricomycetes; Polyporales; Phanerochaetaceae. The coding region runs from base 35 to 1057 and encodes 340 amino acids.